CAUUGAUUCACAGCACCCAUUACUGGAAUCUGUGAGAGUACAGAGCUGUUGAGAGAGAGACAGGAUUGUGAAUCUGUGAGAGUACAGGGCUGUUGAGAGAAAGACAGAGUGUAGAAUGAAGACUCCUCUGCUGUUGCUCUGCAUUGCUAGUCUAUGGGCUGCCUCAGUCCAGAUCACAGAAGGCUGUGUGCGAGAUCUGCAAAUGGGCACAGACUUCCCAGGGGAUGAUGUCGCCAACGUGUUUGCUCCGGACGCAGAGUACUGCCAGCUUAUCUGCACCCAGCACCAUCUGUGCCAGUUCUUCACUUUCCUGACCAAGGACUGGCGUUCAGACAACAGAGUAUUCUACUGCUAUCUCAAGCACACCACCUCAGGAAAGCCCAGCUCAACAAGAAGCCUUGCAGCUGUGGUUUCUGGGUACUCUCUGAAGAGCUGUGAAGAAGCUUCCAGCACCUGCAGCCCCAGAGUCUUUAUGGGUGUGGAUUUCCCAGGGGUGGAUUACAAGUUCCUCUACACUGACAGCCACAGUGACUGCCAGACAGCGUGCACCACCGAUCCAGACUGCCAGUUCUUCACUUACCUCACCGACACGUUUGACAAUCCGGAGUAUCGACAAAAAUGCCACUUGAAGUACACCAAGAACGUCCCCAGCCCUCCGACCAUCAAUAACCUACAAAACGUGGUGUCGGGAUUCUCUCAGAGAGGGUGCAGUGCGAAAGCAAGCUCCACGCGUUGCUCAUCCAAGAUUCUGGAAGGCACAGAGUUUCCUGGGAAUGACAUCAUACACCACCCCGCCCCGUCCGCUGAGUUCUGCCGUCUCCUCUGCACCUUCGAUCCACGCUGCACCUUUUUCUCCUUUUUCUCUAAGAAGUUUGAGUGCUGGCUCAAACACUCCGAUGGCGGUAGAGUGGUAAAGUCUUCCUCCGCUGUGUUUUCAGGGAAUUCCCUGAGGUUCUGUGGCACCCGAAACGCCUGUACAGAAACAGUGUAUGAAAACCUUGACUUCCCGGGGUAUGACCGACGCUACCUGCUGCUGGAUGAUCCAGAGACUUGUCAGGAGGCCUGCACAGCCGAUCCGGAGUGCCAGUUCUACACUUACUGCAGGAGCUCCUUCUUCGACCCUCAACACCAGCGGCGCUGCUACCUGAAGCAGGAGGUGAAGACCCCCGUACCCCCAAACAUUACCAUUCUCAGGAGUGCUGUGUCGGGGUUCCACCAAAGAGACUGUGAAGAGAGGUGUGCAGAUGAACUGCCAGCUGAGUGUGGGAAGGUGUCUCUCUUCAGAUCUAGGGUCAUUGGUGGACAGGCUGCCGCUGCGACACGCUGGCCGUGGCAGGUGUCCCUCCACAGGAAUAAAGGCACGGACUGGUUCUCCCACGACUGCGGAGGAUCCAUCUUGAACCCUCGCUGGGUCGUCACUGCGGCUCACUGCUUCACUGGAAACAGUAACCCAGCGCUGUGGAAGGUGUACGCUGGGAUCCUGAAGCAGUCCCAGUUAAACACCCCUCCCUACGAGCUUGAAAAGAUUAUCAUGCAUCCGGACUUUGUGGAUGUCGUCACGGGAAACGACAUUGCCCUAGUGAAGCUGAAAAGUCCCAUCCUUUACAACGACAGACAGGGUCCCAUCUGCCUCCCAGACAGCGAGACCGCUUGGGAUGACCAGUGCUGGGUUUCUGGCUGGGGGAAAGUGUCCAAACUUCAGUACGCAGACCAGCUCCAGGAGGCACCCAUGCCGCUGAUAAGGCUGGAGGAUUGCAGAGCCCUCUACAGCGACUACACCAUCCUGAACUCCAUGCUCUGUGCUGGGAGACCAGAAGGAGGCAUUGACGCCUGUGAGGGAGAUUCUGGAGGUCCACUGAUGUGUCAGAGUAAAGACAGUUGGUACCUGAAGGGCAUUACAAGCUGGGGCGAAGGAUGCGCACUGCCCAACAAGCCUGGAGUGUACACCAACGUGAUCAACUACAUAUCCUGGAUCAAAUCCAGCAUUGCACAAUGUGCUUAAAGUUUGCUGAGGAGCUUCCCAUCAAACCAAACUGAAGCACAGAGCUGCCCCAUCGACACCUACACAGGACGGACUGGGGGGACUCGCUUCGAAAAAGAUUUAAAAAUAAAUAAAUAAAUUCUGUUUCAGCAUUCAA
This is a messenger RNA of Acipenser ruthenus (sterlet), 2138 nucleotides long. Its product is annotated as plasma kallikrein-like. Gene Ontology annotation, cellular component: extracellular region. Lineage: Eukaryota; Metazoa; Chordata; Actinopteri; Acipenseriformes; Acipenseridae. Gene Ontology annotation, molecular function: serine-type endopeptidase activity; protein binding. The coding region runs from base 116 to 2002 and encodes 628 amino acids. Gene Ontology annotation, biological process: proteolysis. The record is from RefSeq and is a predicted model, not a curated record. The transcript has 16 exons.